Messenger RNA from Rotaria sp. Silwood1, 1443 nucleotides. NCBI's taxonomy places the organism in Eukaryota, Metazoa, Rotifera, Eurotatoria, Philodinida, Philodinidae. The record is from the annotation of a GenBank genome assembly.
AUGGCUACGAUAACUGCCAAAACUUCAUGCGUUAAAUGCAAAAAAAUCAAAAACACAUUGAAAUGUAGUGGAUGUUCUCAAGAUUUUUGUUUCGAUCAUAUAGCUGAACAUCGUAAUGAAUUGAGUGAACAAUUAAGUCAAUGUGAGGAUCAAUUCAAUGAAGUUAAAAUCAAAAUUGACGAACAAAAAAGUGAACCACAAAAAAAUAAAUUAAUGAAACAAAUCGAUAGAUGGGAAAUCGAAUCAAUUGAAAAAAUUCAACAAAUGGCAAAUGAAAUUCGUUUUGAACUUUCAUCAUGUAUUAUUAAAUUUGUGACUGAUCUUGAUAUGAAAUUGAAACAAUUAACAAAACAAAUUAUUCAAUGUCGUAAAGAAGAUGAUUUUUCUGAUAUUGAGAUUAAAUUUUUCAAUGAAGAACUUAAACGAUUAAAAGAUAUUCUCAACAAUCCAACAGAUUUCAAAAUUGAACAAGAAUCAACAACAUUCAUUAAUAAAAUUCAUCUUACACACAAAGCAACACUUUUACGUGAUGCUAAUGUUAAUACAAAUGCGAAAUGGAUACAAAAUGGAAUCACUAUAGCUGGAGGAAAUGGACAAGGUAACGCAUUGAAUCAACUUGCCUCUCCUCAUGGUUUGUGUAUUGAUAAUGAUCAAACUGUCUAUAUUGCUGACUGUUGGAAUCAUCGUAUUAUGGAAUGGAAACCUGGCGCAACAACUGGUCGAGUUGUUGCUGGUGGAAAUGGACAAGGAAACCAUUCGAAUCAGUUGAAUUAUCCAGCAGAUGUAAUUAUUGAUAAGAAGAGAAAUAGUCUUAUCAUUUGCGAUUACAAUAAUAAAAGAGUUGUUCGAUGGCCUCUUCAAAAUAGUACACAUGGAGAAACAAUCAUCUCAAAUAUUGGAUGUUUGGGAUUGACGAUGGAUGAUGAUGAAUUUCUGUAUAUUGUCGAUAAAGAUAAACAUGAGGUUAGGCGAUACCGAAUGGAAGAAAACCAAGAAACAGUGGUUGCAGGUGGAAAUGGACAAGGAAAUCGUCUUGAUCAGUUGUCUAGUCCUACAUACAUAUUCGUCGAUCAAGAUCAUUCAGUGUUUGUAUCAGAUUACGAUAAUCAUCGUGUAAUGAAAUGGAUGGAAGGUAAGAAACAAGGUAUUGUUGUAGCUGGUGGUCAAGGACAAGGAAAUAGUCUUUCACAAUUAUCACAUACUUAUGGAAUUAUUGUGGAUCAAUCAGGUACUCUUUAUGUGGCUGAUCGUUCGAAUGAUCGAAUUAUGUGUUGGUCUCAAGGAGCCACACAAGGUAAUGUGAUCAUUGGCGAAAAUGGUCAAGGAUGUCAAUUGAAUCAACUCUCUGUUCCAAUUGGUUUGCAAUUUGAUCGAGAGGGUAAUCUCUAUGUGUGCGAAUUUGGAAAUAAUCGAGUGCAAAAGUUCAACAUUAACCAAAGUUGA